UCCGCCCGCCCGCCGCGGCGUGUGUCAGCCGGCCAUGGAGCGGCCGCCGCCAGCCGCCGCCGCCGGCCCCCGGGCAGCACCGGCCGCGCCAGCGCCACCACCACCGGCACCCAGGGGAGGCGGCAGCGGCGGCGAGCCCGCCGGCAGCGCCUGGCGCCGCUGGGCGCAGUGACAGCGCCCCCCGGCUCCCCAGCCCCGGCCCCGCCGGCCCCCGCCUCCCGCCGCCGCCGCCGCCGCCUGCGAUGCUCAGUCAUGAAACGUGUACGCACAGAACAGAUUCAGAUGGCAGUGUCCUGCUACCUCAAGCGCCGUCAGUAUGUGGACUCAGAAGGUCCCCUAAAACAAGGGCUGAGGCUGUGUCAGACUGCUGAAGAGAUGGCAGCUAAUCUCACAGUCCAAUCUGAAUCUGGUUGCGCCAACGUUGUGUCUGCAGCUCCCUGCCUGGCGGAGCCACAGCAAUAUGAAGUACAAUUUGGACGAUUACGCAAUUUUCUAACAGAUUCAGAUUCUCAGCACAGCCAUGAAGUGAUGCCUCUUCUGUAUCCCCUUUUCGUCUACCUCCAUCUGAACAUGGUCCAGAAUGGCCUAAAAAGCACAGUGGACAGUUUUUACAGCCGCUUCCAUGGCAUGUUCUUGCAGAAUGCCAGCCAGAAGGAUAUCAUUGAGCAGUUGCAGACUACCAUGACUAUUCAAGAUAUCCUGUCCAACUUGAAGCUCCGGGCUUUUCUGGACAACAAGUACGUCAUCCGCCUUCAAGAGGACAGCUACAACUACCUUCUUCGCUACCUCCAAAGUGACAACAACAACGCCCUGUGCAAAGUCCUGACCUUGCACAUUCACCUGGAUGUGCAGCCCGCCAAGAGGACUGACUACCAGCUCUACGCCGGUGGGAGCUCCUCACGCAACGAGAGCAACGGCCUGGAACCCAGCGAUGUGCCGGCUUCCAUUCUGCAGAACGAGGCGGCACUGGAUUUACUGCAGGACAGCAUUAAACGUGUCAAGGACGGGCCCCCUUCCUUAACAACCAUCUGUUUCUAUGCCUUCUAUAACACAGAGCAGUUGCUGAACACUGCAGAGAUUUCACCAAAUAGCAAGCUGCUCGCUGCUGGGUUCGAUAAUUCGUGUGUGAAGCUGUGGAGCCUGCGUUCCAGGAAGUUAAAAUCUGAGCCCCACCUCGUUGAUGUGUCCCGCAUCCGUCUGGCUUGUGACAUCCUGGAUGAGGAGGUCUGGAUACCCAUCCCCCCCCCCCCUACCCUUUCUGCCAAGGAGGAAGAGGACGACAGUGCAGGCACAGAAAUGAAGAUCCUGAGAGGACACUGUGGACCCGUGUAUAGCACGAGGUUCCUUUCAGACAGUUCGGGACUCUUAUCGUGUUCUGAGGACAUGUCCAUCAGAUACUGGGACCUCAGAAGUUUUACAAACACUGUGUUGUACCAAGGACAUGCCUAUCCUGUCUGGGAUUUGGAUAUUAGCCCCUGCAGCCUGUACUUUGCCAGUGGUUCCCACGAUCGCACUGCAAGGCUCUGGUCAUUUGAUCGGACGUACCCGCUGCGAAUAUACGCAGGCCAUUUGGCGGACGUAGACUGUGUGAAGUUCCACCCCAAUUCCAACUACUUAGCGACGGGCUCCACAGACAAAACUGUGCGCUUGUGGAGCACUCAGCAAGGCAACUCGGUGCGUCUUUUCACCGGGCACCGUGGCCCCGUACUCGCGCUUGCGUUUUCUCCCAACGGUAAGUACCUGGCAUCAGCAGGUGAAGACCAGCGGCUAAAGCUGUGGGACUUGGCAUCAGGAACUCUUUACAAAGAACUGAGGGGCCACACGGACAACAUAACCAGCCUUACUUUUAGCCCUGACAGUAGUUUAAUUGCUUCAGCGUCGAUGGACAAUUCAGUCCGGGUCUGGGACAUUCGGAACACUUACUGCAACGCCCCUGCAGAUGGGUCUUCCAGUGAACUGGUUGGUGUAUAUACCGGACAAAUGAAUAAUGUACUGAGCGUACAGUUUAUGGCCUGUAAUCUUCUUCUAGUGACUGGAAUUGCACAAGAAAAUCAGGAACUUUAAUUUUUUUUUUUUUUUUCUUAGGGAAGUGGGUGGGUGUAUUGAACGCCAGAGUCCAUUGCAAGCUGAGAGUACUGACUGUGAAACACUUUUCUUCCUCUGCCCCCUUGAAAGGCACGUUCAUUCAGAGUGAUGCAAAUGCUUUAAAAUGUCUUGCCCACAAAAAGGCCUGUGCUGUUGAACGGAGUAAGGAAAAAAGGAGGAGUGAUGAAAAUGCAUAUACAUUCUAAUCUUGUACUUGUAGGGAUGGGGAAAAGGGGAGUAAAUCCAGUAGCUUGGGGAAACCAAAAGCCUGGUCCAGACAAGUGAAACUGCCAACCAGAUAAGCUGCUGACCUGCACUUAAAUAUCCUGCGUUGAUUGAUGGGCACAUCUUACCUACUGUUAACUGAGGCUUGAGUGUGUGGAGAACUACUGGCCCGGUGUUUUUUGUUUUGUUUUGCUUUUGUUUUCCUGUUAUUGCAGAGGACCAGCAUUUUAAGACCCUUCUAUUAAAAGAACAUUAUGUAUUUUCUACAGUGAUAGUGGUCCUAAAUAUUACAGCUCCCUGUAGCACUUCUGGAAUAUUUUGGACUAGCUAAGUAGAAAAUACCAUCUUUCUUUUUAGUAAGGGGAUCGAAAUCUGACCUCAGUUGGGGCCCAUCUCUGCAUUGUCACUUGGGUUUGGUUCCUGGUACUAGCUGUGAUAUUUGUAUUUAUGUUCCAUUUAUUAGGAAUCUUUCUGAAUCUGGUUGCACUGUGUUUUGAGGAUGGGAGGACAGUGGGGGUAGAGCGGUGGCUUUAAGGGUAAUAAACGACUUGCCUUGUCUGGAGGGAGGGCACUAUAGAACUGAAGUGGCUAAGUUUGGACUCCUGAUGGAAACGGGGCAUGUCGGUCCACCACUGCACCUCACAGAAAUAUUUCCGUAAAUGGAAGUUGGCAGUCUAGGGAGAGGGGAAGGGGGAGAGAGACAAACACAAAGUGACAUGGGAAAAAAUAGUAUUACUAAAUUAUUGUGCAUACACAGAGGCAGCUCUGCCAGUGUUGGAUUUUUCUCAAAAUGUUGCAAUAUCAGUUUCAUGAACGCUUUGUGAGAUAAAUCAUCAGCAUUUACAACAAGGAUCUGCGAAAAAAGCACGUUCUAGUUUGUCAUUUGGAGAGAUUAAAUAUUUCUGCUUUCUGGAAA
Molecule: messenger RNA, 3226 nt
Organism: Harpia harpyja (harpy eagle)
Lineage: Eukaryota; Metazoa; Chordata; Aves; Accipitriformes; Accipitridae
Gene: TAF5L
Product: TATA-box binding protein associated factor 5 like
Biological process (GO): regulation of DNA-templated transcription
Cellular component (GO): histone acetyltransferase complex; nuclear protein-containing complex
Molecular function (GO): protein binding; transcription coactivator activity
Source: RefSeq, a predicted model, not a curated record